Molecule: messenger RNA, 1578 nt
Organism: Halichondria panicea
Lineage: Eukaryota; Metazoa; Porifera; Demospongiae; Suberitida; Halichondriidae
Exons: 2
Coding region: 853-1578 (241 amino acids)
Molecular function (GO): GTP binding
Source: RefSeq, a predicted model, not a curated record
GUGUGCUAUAAGCCCAUUAACUUGUUGAUAUAGUAAAUGUACAUCUAGCUAUUUAGUAUACCUGUAUGCUAAAGAUGGCUACAUACAAUCCUCAAGCUACUUGUGAGAGUUCACCAGAGCACAAGACAAUUAGACAGUGCUAUGAUAAGUUAGUACAACUUCUUCAACAAUCUGUUGCUAGCAUAGGAGAUACUUUAUACUCACAAGAGUUGAUUUCUAAAUAUCUGAAAAAUCAGAUACAUCAAAGCAGUUCAACGCCAGACGAAAAAACUAGGAAAGUUCUGGACGCUUUGGAGACCUCAAUUGAAAACAACCCUCGAGUCUAUCACAAAUUUGUCGCUGUCUUAAAGGAACAAGGAUCAUGGACUAAAUCAAUUGUUGAGAUACUAAACAAUUGCUUUGAAUCGCACAGCACGAUAACAACGACAAGACCUAGUGAGAGGAACACAAGUACUAAAGUGAAGAUGAGAAUUGGGCAAGAGAUUGAAGUAUCACAUGAGUGUGUACUGGAACUAUUGGAAGCUUUUGAGAAAACUACAAUCACCAUACAAUACAUGGAUCAGAUAUAAUAGUGAUAGCAUGCAUAGCAUACACCCACCUACAAUUAUUACUUUAUAGAACCAGUCCACAAGAACAAAAGUGGUAGAACCUCAACAACCCAUCAGACACAACAACCCACCAGAGUCAAAACAACCCACCGUAACACGAAAAACACAAGUAACAUCCAGAAAAGAUCACCAAAAAGGAGUGAGCUAUAUAGGCGCCAUUUUUAGAUCUUUUGUAACACCAUCUGGGAUAAACGCUCGUGUUCUCCAGGCAUUCAAGGGAAAAGAUCCUCACCAUCCCUUCAAGAUGCUGCUCAUCGGUGAAACAGGAUCUGGCAAGACUUUGUUCCUCAACCUUCUCUACAACUGUGCCACUGUUCAGGCUCUUGGCUCUGGGUUCGGAGCUCUUGAGCGAUUCAAACAAUUCAAUGACAUCGAGCUUGAGAAUGCACAAGCACUUUCUAUGGAGAGCAAGACUGACGAUGCUACACUCUACAAUGUGGCAGUAGGUGACUUGAAUAUUGGAGUGAUCGAUACUCCUGGAUUUGGUGACUCUCGUGGCUUCAAACAAGACAAAACGAAUGUACAACGAAUCAUUAGUACCCUCAAGAGAGAAGAUUACAUCAACUGUGUCUGCCUGGUCAUCCAUGGCCGGCAACCUCGAGCAAGUGCUUCAUUGAAGUAUGUCCUUUCUGAGAUCACUGCCAUCCUGCCGAGAGAUAUCCUUGACAAUGUAAUUGUUGUAUUCAGUAACACAGCCUACUCUCUGGACCUCAACUUUGAUCCAGGUGUGCUGAAAGGGUAUUUUGGAGAAGAAGUUGCAAUGGUUAAAAUGUUUUUUGUUGAAAAUCCAUACUGUCGGCUUGAGAAAGCUAAAGCAAAAUUGGGUCAACUAGGCAUUGAUAGAGUGGCUAAGAGCUUGAAAAACGCUUUCGAACAAACCUCCGAAGUCCUUACUGAGAUGUGUGAGACCAUCAAAGAUUUCCCUCAAGCUCACACACAUUUAUCGAAUGUCAGUUCGCUGACGCUAUGA